UUCGUCCAGGAGAUCCAGCCUCACCUUUUCAAUUUCCUCCCAAUCACCCUCCCCUGGGGGGAUACUGCCUACCAUUGGUUUGGGGAAAUGCCUUUGGACAAGGCCAAGAGUCCGGCAACUACUAAGGUUAAUGAGUGUGCUGGCAAACUGAUUGGAUACGAGGAAUGUUGCCAUGUGGUGUGACUUCCCGUGGCUGAUGAUGAAGUGUGCUUGCCCCAAUGUUUCAAUUUUGAGGUUGUUGGCAGCAACGAGGAAGUUGUUGGUUGGCCUAAGAUCAGAUGCCCUACGUCCGAGCUUUUCGAAAUCCAUCAAGCUCAUCAAGUUCGCCCCCACCCCAGUAUCUGGGAGGACUUUGCGGAUUAUCCCAAGAUACUCACAAGUAGAAGGGUCCCAGAAGUGUAUUGGUAGUGUUUGCAAUGAGCAAAAUGUGUCCCCUGAGCACUUACAACUCAACAGAAUACUGACGAGAUCCUCCCUUCCUUCCUUGGGGGCGCCCACUUUGGAGCAACUGAGGAUUCCAGGCCCUAUCUUUCUAUCUAUGGAUCGCAACGAAAGCACUUUGUUGGCCUCCGCCCUUGAGCCCGUUGUGCUAGAGCACGCCGCCAACUCGGCCGUCAAUCGGGGCGGCUCGGCUAGUCCGGGAGGGUUGGCCACCACCGAGGCCAAUCACUCGCGCCAACGGCACGCCUCUUCAUCUUCCUCGUCUUCGUCGUCCUCGCCUUCGUCCUCGGUGGCCUCGUCACAUCAACCCACGCACAACGCUUUGCAAGGAAUUUUAGAAGCCUUGGUGGGACGGACCGGGGGCGGAUCCGGAUCAAGCACGUCGGACGAUAGUGAUAGUAGCAAUUCCGGAACUUGCUUUUGGCCUCCGAUGAAGCGCUCAUUGACGAAGAAUAAACACACCAAGCCCAAUCCGGAAAUGGUCCAGGAUUUGGAGCAAAGUGAUUUUUGUAACAUAACUCGUCGUGACCUGGCCUUGCCCGUGUUCGGUCAGCCGGGGUAUGACACCACCCCGUCCAAACCACGAGUGCCGUGGUUGAUUGGUCGCCGAGAAAUCGGCGACUUUCGCUGGCAAGGUCGCCAUCAGCACUUCACGCACGGUCAGCGGUGUCACAUUUUGUCCGCCUUUCUCCCCGACCGCUGCCAAAUCCUGGAUAAAUACGACCAAAAAGUGUUUUGCGGUACCUACUCCACCGACGGCCAACUCUUCAUGUCCGCUUGUCAAGACCAGAUGAUUCGAAUCUACAACACGCAAGGACGCGAUUUCGUUCCCUAUAGAUUGAUCAGGGCCCGAAACGUUGGAUGGAGUGUGCUUGACACGGCCUUGUCGCCAGAUGGCCGGCAUCUCAUCUACAGCUCAUGGUGUGAUUAUGUUCACCAGGUGGAUAUUACCCAAGAGGAUGGGCCUCAACAAGCGCUUCCAUUGUCGCCCGAUGACGGUAGGUUCUGCUUAUUCUCAAUCCGAUUCAGUCAAGAUGGGCGGGACAUCCUGGGCGGGUCCAAUGAGGGAUUCCUCUAUCUCUACGACCGGGAGGCUCAACGGCAAUCCUUGAAAAUCAAUGGCCAUGACGAGGAUGUGAAUGCGGUGGCCUUUGCUGAUAGCACCACCCAUAUCCUGGCGAGUGGUGGGGACGACGGAAUGUGCAAGAUCUGGGAUCGUCGAUCCCUCCGUGAAUCUCAACCCAAGCCCGUGGGGGUUCUGGCGGGUCAUGUGGAUGGGAUCACGUACAUCGAUGCCAAAGGCGACGGGCGGCAUAUCAUCACAAACUCCAAGGACCAGACGAUCAAACUUUGGGACCUUCGGCAAUUCAGUCCCCAAUCAGCGGUCGUCGACACACAACGAGCAGUCAAAAACCAGAGUUGGGAUUACCGAUGGCAACGGGUGCCCCGACACCUUGUGCGGGGAAAUCUUAUCAAAUGUGUGCCCGAUGACACCUCGGUGAUGACCUACCGAGGUCAUACUGUCCUCCAGACCCUCAUUCGUUGUCGGUUCUCGCCUGUGCACACCACAGGACAGAGAUACAUUUACACCGGAUGCGCCACAGGGGCGGUUGUUAUAUAUGACGCACUGACGGGCCAAGUUGUGAGGGAACUGAAAGGUCACAAGUCAUGCACUCGGGAUGUUUCAUGGCAUCCGACUAAUCCAGAAUUGGUCAGCUCCUCGUGGGACAAAUCGCUAUUCCGAUGGACUCACGCUCCCCACCAACACCAAGAGAUGCCCGAGAAGGAUAACUCAAUAUGUCACAAAUCGAAGCAACGACGAUCCCGAAUAGUGACCAUUCACCCUAUAGACGAUUGAAACACUUUUUUUUACACACGUCGGCGCCCCCAAAAACAAAGUGAAAUGUGUAAUUGUUUGAACUCUUUUCUUCUGAAGGUGAUAUUUAGGGUAGAACAUCGUUAAUAUAGAAAGAAUAUGAUGA
Tigriopus californicus is the source of this 2423-nucleotide messenger RNA. RefSeq names its product DDB1- and CUL4-associated factor 11-like. NCBI's taxonomy places the organism in Eukaryota, Metazoa, Arthropoda, Copepoda, Harpacticoida, Harpacticidae. Gene Ontology annotation, biological process: proteasome-mediated ubiquitin-dependent protein catabolic process. Gene Ontology annotation, molecular function: protein binding. The record is from RefSeq and is a predicted model, not a curated record. The coding region runs from base 173 to 2299 and encodes 708 amino acids. The transcript has 8 exons. Gene Ontology annotation, cellular component: Cul4-RING E3 ubiquitin ligase complex.